Mytilinidion resinicola is the source of this 161-nucleotide messenger RNA. RefSeq lists its product as uncharacterized. The transcript has 2 exons. The record is from RefSeq and is a predicted model, not a curated record. The annotation marks the transcript as partial. NCBI's taxonomy places the organism in Eukaryota, Fungi, Ascomycota, Dothideomycetes, Mytilinidiales, Mytilinidiaceae.
UAUGUCUACUUGUGUAGGAAGCAAGCCAAACGUGGAGCCGAUGCCUAGGCAGGACCUUAAACAGCAUAGUGCUUGCAGCCUUUGCCUAGGGGACAGCAUUCUUAUAGCAGUUAAGUGGAGGACCUUAAACAGCGUAGUGCUCGCAGCUAUCGACAAUACCU